GAUGCGAAACCCAGAAGGGAGCAGAAACGGGCCGCUGGCUCCGCCCUCGCCCGGCCCAGUGGCAGACACUGCUUCCACUUUCCGUGGGAGCGUGAGCCGCUCCGCUGCUCUAAGUUCCCUGGGAUCGGGAUUUCACAGCGGAGGCGCCUGCAUCCCGCACCUCCCUAUACACGACCAGUGUGAAAUCGACAGGGAUGGGCGUCAGGAUGUGGAUGCCAUUCCCCGUGUUGCUCCUGUCCGCUCUGCCCGCAACGUUGCUGAGCGGGGCGGCCGGCUUCACACCCUCUUUGGAUAGUGACUUCACCUUCACGCUGCCGGCCGGCCGGAAGGAGUGCUUCUACCAGCCCAUGCCCCUGAAGGCGUCGUUGGAGAUCGAGUACCAAGUUUUAGAUGGAGGAGAAUUAGAUAUUGAUUUCCACCUUGCCUCUCCAGAGGGCAGAACCUUAGUUUUUGAACAAAGAAAAUCAGAUGGUGUUCAUACGGUAGAGACUGAAGAUGGCGACUACAUGUUCUGCUUUGACAACACAUUCAGCACCAUCUCUGAGAAGGUCAUUUUCUUUGAGUUGAUCCUGGAUAACAUGGGAGAAGAAGUUGAAGGACAAGAGGACUGGAAAAAGUAUAUUACUAACACAGAUGUUCUGGAGAUGAAACUAGAAGACAUCCUGGAAUCCAUCAACAGCAUCAAGUCCAGACUAAGCAAAAGUGGCCACAUACAGACUCUGCUUAGAGCAUUUGAAGCUCGUGAUCGAAACAUACAAGAGAGCAACUUUGAUAGAGUCAAUUUCUGGUCUGUGGUGAACUUGAUUGUCAUGGUGGUGGUGUCAGCUAUUCAAGUUUAUACACUGAAAAGUCUAUUUGAAGAUAAGAGGAAAAUUGUGGAUGGUUCCAAGUUAGACCAGAUGGUUGUCGUUGACGUCCAUGCAGAUGCAGAAGUAGAGGCCAGCGUAGCGUCGGUAGAUCUGGAAGUUCCGGAACUCCGCAAAGUUAGUGUGCUUGGCAUCCCUGACGAUGACCACGGCGUGCACCUCCUCGACUUUAAAGCUUGGGUUGUGUCUGUCUGGUGCCCAUGGGAAACUUCACUGAUCACACCAGCUCACAUUGAAGUAUACAAACCCUCUACUAACUGA
This is a messenger RNA of Rattus rattus (black rat), 1127 nucleotides long. It is a transcript of the gene Tmed5, whose product is annotated as transmembrane p24 trafficking protein 5. The coding region runs from base 195 to 1127 and encodes 310 amino acids. Gene Ontology annotation, cellular component: endoplasmic reticulum; Golgi apparatus; COPII-coated ER to Golgi transport vesicle. NCBI's taxonomy places the organism in Eukaryota, Metazoa, Chordata, Mammalia, Rodentia, Muridae. Gene Ontology annotation, biological process: intracellular protein transport; Golgi organization; endoplasmic reticulum to Golgi vesicle-mediated transport. The record is from RefSeq and is a predicted model, not a curated record. The transcript has 6 exons.